This is a messenger RNA of Branchiostoma belcheri (Belcher's lancelet), 2034 nucleotides long. Its product is annotated as threonylcarbamoyladenosine tRNA methylthiotransferase-like. The transcript is spliced from 14 exons. NCBI's taxonomy places the organism in Eukaryota, Metazoa, Chordata, Leptocardii, Amphioxiformes, Branchiostomatidae. Gene Ontology annotation, cellular component: endoplasmic reticulum. Gene Ontology annotation, biological process: tRNA methylthiolation. Gene Ontology annotation, molecular function: 4 iron, 4 sulfur cluster binding; tRNA (N(6)-L-threonylcarbamoyladenosine(37)-C(2))-methylthiotransferase activity. The record is from RefSeq and is a predicted model, not a curated record. Bases 1 to 1716 code for a protein of 571 amino acids.
AUGCCUACCUGUGGUGAAGUUCUUGAAGACAUUGAGGACAUGGUGUCCUCAACUGACCUGACUCCUGAGGAGCGCUUUGGGUCCAGGAAGAAUGUUGUUCCUCGGGUGAGGAAGAAGCACAAGGAUCCAGAGACGUUAGAUCCAGAGUGUGACAGUGUUAUCCCAGGAACACAGAGCAUCUAUGUGAAGACGUGGGGCUGCUCACAUAACAACUCAGACGGGGAGUACAUGGCAGGGCAGCUGGCAGCUUAUGGGUACACAAUCACAGACACCCCUGAUGCUGCAGACUUGUGGCUGUUGAACAGCUGUACAGUAAAGAACCCUGCUGAGGACCACUUCAGGAACACCAUCACCAGGGCACACAGGGAGGCCAAGAAGGUUGUAGUGGCUGGCUGUGUUCCUCAGGGCCAACCAAAAGCAAAAUAUCUUAAAGGACUCAGUGUCAUUGGGGUCCAACAGAUAGACAGAGUGGUAGAAGUGGUGGAAGAAACCUUGAAAGGACACAGUGUGAGGCUGUUUGGGCAGAAAAAGAAUCUUGGGAAGAAACUGGGUGGUGCCAAACUGGACCUUCCCAAAAUUAGGAAAAACCCUCUUAUAGAGAUCAUCGCUAUCAACACAGGUUGCCUGAACCAGUGCACCUACUGCAAGACCAAGCACGCUCGUGGGGAGCUGGGCAGUUAUCCACCAGAAGAAAUUGUCUCCAGGGCUAGACAGUCAUUUGAAGAGGGAGUAGUGGAGAUCUGGUUGACCAGUGAAGACACGGGAGCUUAUGGGAAGGACAUCGGUGUGACGUUACCUGAGCUACUGUGGAGGCUGGUGGAGGUCAUACCUGAGGGGUGCAUGUUACGUGUGGGCAUGACCAACCCACCGUACAUACUGGAACAUCUAGAGGAGAUGGCAAAGAUCCUGAGGCACCCCCAAGUGUAUGCGUUCCUGCAUGUCCCUGUCCAGGCUGCAUCAGACAGUGUUCUGAUGGACAUGAGGAGGGAGUACUGUCUGGCAGACUUCAAACAAGUCGUCAACUUCCUCAAGGAGAGAGUUCCCAAUGUUACCAUAGCAACUGAUGUCAUCUGUGGAUUUCCAACAGAAACUGCUGAGGAUUUUGAGGAGACCUUGCAGCUGGUUGAAGAGUACAAGUUUCCCAGUCUGUUUAUUAACCAGUUCUUCCCCCGACCUGGUACCCCAGCUGCCAGGAUGCAGAGGGUUGAUCCUCAGGAGGUCAAGAGGAGAACAAAAGCAAUAUCAGAGCUGUUUCAGAGCUACAGGCCGUAUGAUCACAAGGUUGGAGAAAUCCAGGAUGUUUUAGUGACAGAGGAAUCACAUGACAAGAAGUUUUAUGUAGCACACAACAAGUGCUAUGAUCAGGUCCUGGUGCCCAAAGAUGAAAAGUUACUGGGAAAGAUGGUUACCGUGGAGAUCACGUCAACAGGGAAGCACUACCUCAUGGGAAGGCUACUGUCAGGUCAGGUGACCAAGGUUGCCAUAGCAACCCCACUACCCAAGGGUACUGUGUCAGGUGUACAAGAUAACCUUCAGGAAACAACAGACAGCACAACAGUAACAGCACAACCCCCGCUGGCAUGGGUACAGCACCAGCUGUCCAGGAUAACUCCUGUUGGUAUGCCCCGAUGGAUGCAAGUGGCUGCUUUUGUUCUAGUUCUUGCCGUUGUUUUAGAUCUUUGUAGGAUUGUUUACAGAGUAAGUGCUAAAUUCUGAGAUGUGAGGAAGGAAUUGGUUGGUGUAGAUUAAUCAAACAGUCUUAAAUCUCAUGUAUGGAUGAAUGUGUACAUACACAUGUACACUGACCCUGAAUGUCAAUUGUGCAACAGGAAAAGAUCAGAAGCUCAGAAUUCAUUGCACUGUGGUUUCAAACAGGACUUGAUGGUUUCAACUUUUAAAAGAAUGCCAAACAAUUAUAUUACAGAAAUACUAUCAUGAUGUUGUAUCAUUAUUGAAUCAUGGCACAAACAACUUUUUGCUGGGGAUGAUUUUGAAUAGUCAAUGGUCCAUGCUCGCCUUCAUGUUUGAUCAUUC